AUGGCGGUGCAGGGGGAUUUGCGUAUCCAAAGAGAACUGGUAAACCCACAUUUCGACGGAUAUAAACUUUCCCUGGAUCAUUUACCAGUUUACACCAAGACGUUAAAUAAAGGCAUUGAUGUCAGUAAGUUGACAGAUGAGCAGUUCUCAUAUCACCAUGCAAAGCUGCUGUCUGUACACAACCAUUUGAUUUCUGAUCCAUGGCAACCUCUGUCAGUUUACUUUGUUGAUAGUGACUGGGCCGUUCACAGAGCAUUUGGUACUGAUGGAAACCGUGUUGACAUCAGUGAUUCGUUAUUUGGGAUCCCUGAGUCGGCGAAUUUGAGGCUGCAACAUGGACGUUUUAAUGUGACCCUGACCUUCCCUACAGAACAGCUGGCAGUGCUGUCUGACGGGGCAGGGAAUCUGUAUCUUUUGGACACUGGGGACAGGAAAGGGGUGCCAAAACAAUGGAAGAGCCUGUACAGCAAGCCGGUCCUAGGUGAUGGGAAGCAGUUUGUUGUUGUUGACUCUGUACAUCACUCGGACAAUGAGACAGACCGCGUGGAGUGUCUCCUCCUGUACGUGGAGGAGAGGGAGGCCGAGGCUGGAUCCUCCAUGUCUCCUUUCCUCACAGUCAUUGAGUGGAUCACCAUAGUGUCAGUUGACAAGAAGACCUGGUGUGUGGAGAGGACGAGACGACUGGAGGGAAGCAAGCCCUAUGACUAUGCUGCUUUAGACAAGGGAGGCAACUCUGUCCUGAUUUCGGCCAGUCAGCGCUACAAGCUGGUGUCAGAUUCUGUGAAGCCAGUGCAGCCUGAUUCAGAGGGGGACUGGGAAGUUGUGGGGAGAGAUGACAAGCUCCCAGAAUACACCUGGACACAGGACAACGAGGACAUACAUGUCCAGUUCACUGUCCCGACCACGGUCAGCAAGGCCGACAUCUAUCUGACCCUCAGUGCAGACCAUGUGGACUUUGGGGUCAAGAACAGCACAGUGCUCCUGAAGGGGGCGCUGCACACCGAGGUGGACGUUGAGGCCAGCACAUGGACCAUCGAGGGGCAGAAAUUGGUUCUGUCCUUAUCCAAAGAGAACCAGACUGCGUGGCCGACUGUUGUCAUUGGUGACAACAGAGGAGAGAUGGUCUUAGACCCUGACCAGAUCAACCAGAUUCAUGAGAGACUGGCCUCAUAUACGUCAGAUCAGAUGAACCCCGCCCCAGAGGAGGACCAGGGGAAGCCAUUCAACACCCAGGAUCUGGAAGACUGUGAUGCCAGCACUGAGGACAGUACAUGGUUCAUGCGGAUAGAUGGGGAAACUCACAAGAUUUCUAAUGAGGUGUAUCUCAGCAGUCAUCAGUGGCUGUUCAACGUGUGUCUGGAACCCAGUAAAACACCCGCUGUGUGUCUCAGGUACGAUUGCGAUGGGUCACUAUGGCAACCAAGUGAUGCUGCGAAAGAUGGCAAACAAAUUCUCGAUCAUGUCGGAAUGCUGCAUGCAUUUGGAUAUGUGCAAGCAUCUAAGGUCCAGCGAAAGUUUUCUUCCUGCUCCCCAGAUAUGUCAUACGCUGUGAUAUCUGACUGCACACGACACCUGUACAUUUACAGGCAACAUAUGCCGAUUGCCUCCCCUUUGAGGAACAGGAAAACCGGGCGGCAGGUGAAUGCAGUUGCUAAGCAACAAGUGGUUGCCCUAGAUACCACCGAUGACAUUUUGGGACUGCGGGCAACUAAUGACAGAAUAUUUGUGAUGACGAGUAGUUCGCUGUUUGUGGUGAGACUACACACUGAAGAGUAAACUGGCAUGAGUUUGUUAUUCUGGGAUGAACAAUUGUGUUGGUUGUGUGAUGCCAUCGUGCAAAUACGAGGCGGAAUCAGAAAUACAGACUCGCUGACAAAAGAGGGACUGAAAUUCCUAGAAGAAUAUUCUCACGAAGAUGGAGCCAUGCUAUGAUAUUUAAAAUAUUGAUUAUAUAUUGUCCUUUUACACCUGAUAGUUAAAAUAAGUACACUUAUUAUAGAAUGUCUAUGAUAUGCAAUGGUCUUUGUCAUGGUUGUGGCAGUCAGGGUGAUAGGCCAUCAGCUGUGAAUGUCUGCAAAAUAAAAUUAAAUAUACAUGUAAAUGAAUCAUAUUCAUUACAUCCAUUGACCUAGCACUCACUUGUGUUGAUUAAGACCAGAAUGUGUUUCCUGUAUGUGAAUAGUGCUAAAUAGAUAAAAUAUGGUAAUAAUAUUUAAUUAUGUCACAUCUAUAACAAUAACAGUGAAGGUACAUGUCAUGAUUUUGAAUUUAUGUUUCUGACUAGCCACCGAGUCGGUUGACCUACAUUCCAUUACCAUUUGAAAGUGCAUCAGACUUUUUUAGUACUGAUUUCUAGAAGGUUAUAUGAAUUGGAGGAAAAGUUGUACUUGUUGUUUGAGCAACCACUUGAAAUCAUCACCAGAAGGUGAUUAAAAUGGUCCCAAUAGGCCCUGUAAUUCUCGCGAGGCCCUACUUCCGGUACUAAGCUGGUUCCUGGCCCCCUUUGUGUGUGCCAACUUGUGAUAUGCGAGAUGGCGUCCAGCUCCUGGUUCCAAAUUGCAUGACCGCCAAAUAUGACUUUACUAGAUCAGACCACGUGUACGUUGUAUGUCACCGGUCUCGUGAGGUGCCGUGACCUACUUGCGGGCCCAAUACACUUACCUUUGCUGUAAGGCCAGCAGUUGAAUCGUGUGGUCAGGUGACUGGCUUGAUAACAUGUCACUGUUUCCUGGUCUCGUCGUCAAACUUGACCUUUUAGAGGUCAAGGUCAUAUAGCUGGAAUAUGGUUGUGUGUUUGUGAUAUUAACAAAACACACUAAUCAUGUAGGGAACAUCGGUGUGAAAAGUUUAUUGUGAUUUUAGUGCUCAGAUGAUGGAGAAUAUUGUUAAAAGCUAAUCUGUCAACUUAUUCCAUAUGUUUUUGGGUUAUAUUACAUAAUGUUUGUGGUGAUGUUCUGUCUUGAUUUAUGUAGGUCCUUGAUUGUCUUUGACAAGUUGCAUAAAAAUGAGUUUAAGACCACAAACUUUAUGGAUAACAACUUCUUUAAUUUUGUGAGUGUGA
Molecule: messenger RNA, 3061 nt
Organism: Haliotis rubra (blacklip abalone)
Lineage: Eukaryota; Metazoa; Mollusca; Gastropoda; Lepetellida; Haliotidae
Product: nudC domain-containing protein 1-like
Exons: 9
Coding region: 1-1776 (591 amino acids)
Source: RefSeq, a predicted model, not a curated record